GUGAAAUGCACUUAAUUUAAUCGCUCGCAAUCAAUACUCCCCGUACGUGUCAGUCAAGCCAACGGCUGCUCGCAAGGAGAACCAAAGAAACGCUGGACAUGCCACUGCAUCGCAGCCGUAGCACGAGUAGCGCCACAAGCAUUUCAAGCGAACGACGGGUCAGCAAGAGAACAGGCCACAGAUGGCCAUGGAGUCGCCAAGUUCGCUCUCGGUGCGAUGGCUGCGACGUUAUCGUGCCUUCUUCGUAAUACUUCUCUUCAUCAUUGCCAUUCAGUUGUUUCUCGCCUACAAAUCUGUGGACAUUGAUUUGGCGGGCGCACUGCAACGCAACCAGCGAGAUCUUCACGAGGGAGCGGUUCCAUCGGCAGCGGAGCCAGUAAAGGCGCCCCCGGAGAGCAGCAAGAGUUUUCGCCUCACGGCAGAGGAACUGGGCUUCGAGCCCGAUUGUGUUAUCAGUGCCAAGGAAGCAAUCUCGGCACUGCAGCGUGCCAAGACGAAAGACUGCCGUCAACAUAUCGCCCGAAUCGCCUGUGCCAUUCAAGCGGGGCGCUUCUAUGCCACACACCUGCACAGCAGCUGCCCGGCGGGCAAUCAUACGGCCAACGUAUCUCUGGGUUGCUAUCGCGACGAAAAGGAUGCCCGCCUACUCGCCGGCUACUUUACCAGCUUUAAGACAUCCAAUUCCCCCAGCGGCUGCGUCGAACUCUGUCUGCAAUCGGGUUAUCCGUAUGCGGGCGUUCAAUAUGCCCGCGAAUGCUUCUGCGGUUUCGAUGCGCCGCCCAGCUCGGCCAAGCUGCCCGACUCCAGCUGCAACAUGAAAUGUGUGGGCAACGCUAAGGAGAUCUGCGGCGGCUUCUAUGCCAUGAAUGUCUACGAAACGGGCAUCGCCAAGUUCACUGCCCAACUGGCAGCCAGCAGUCCGGCGCCGGGGGAUGAGCAGCGUGUCCGCAUUGCAUUUCUACUGACGUUGAAUGGACGCGCAUUGCGCCAGGUUCAUCGACUGCUCCGAGCACUCUAUGCCCCCCAGCAUGUCUACUACAUACACGUGGAUGCGCGUCAGGAUUAUCUGUAUCGUCAAUUGCUGGAGCUGGAGCCAAAGUUUCCCAAUAUACGUUUGGCACGGAAACGCUUCUCGACAAUUUGGGGCGGUGCCUCGUUGCUGACCAUGCUGAUGCAGUGCAUGCAGGAUCUGCUGCAGUCGCACUGGCCCUGGGACUUUGUCAUCAAUUUGAGCGAGAGUGAUUUUCCCGUCAAGACGCUGGAUAAGCUGGUGGAGUUCAUGAGCGCGAAUCGAGGACGCAACUUUGUCAAGGGCCAUGGCCGGGAGACGCAGCGUUUCAUCCAGAAGCAGGGACUGGACAAGACGUUCGUCGAGUGCGACACGCACAUGUGGCGCAUCGGGGAUCGCAAACUGCCCACUGGGAUACAGGUGGACGGCGGCAGCGAUUGGGUGGCGCUUUCCCGUCCGUUUGUCAGCUAUGUGACGCAUCCGGCGAAGGAGGAUAAACUGUUGCAGGCGCUGUUGCAGCUGUUUCGACACACGCUUUUGCCGGCGGAGUCCUUCUUCCAUACGGUGCUGCGGAAUACGCAGCACUGCCACAGCUAUGUGGACAACAAUCUGCACGUGACGAACUGGAAACGCAAGCAGGGCUGCAAGUGCCAAUACAAGCAUGUGGUGGACUGGUGUGGCUGCAGCCCCAACGACUUUAAGCCGGAGGAUUGGGCACGUCUGCUGGCGACGGAGCAGAAAUCGUUGUUCUUUGCCCGCAAAUUCGAGCCGAUUAUCAAUCAGGCGGUGUUGCUGCAGCUGGAGGAAUGGCUCUACGGGCCGUACACCAGCGAAUAUGCCAAUCUGCAUGGCUACUGGCAAUCGCUGUACCAUCAUGAGGACAAGCACGGCGCUGGCGAUGAUCUGGCCCGCACCGUGGGCGACAGUCUCAUGCGGCAUGCGGCGCAACAGUUUAAGCUGCAACCCGUCGAGCUGUUGGAGCUGACCCACUAUCUGCAUCGGGAUCAGUACAAGGGUUUCCUGCUGCGCUACAAUGUGUUGCGUCGCAACGACUCCAAGGAGCUGCAGAUGGAGACGCGCGUGCGUCCCGUACAGCAUGGCAAGGUGGCGAGAAAUGCUCGCUUCAGCAAGCGUUUGCGCAACUUUGAGGUCUCCACGGACUUUGAUCAGAAGGAACAGGUGGCGCGCAAUUUCGCCAAGCUGCUGGGGCCGCAAAGUGAACUGCUGCUCAGCUAUACAUAUCAGGGAGUUGCUGCCUCGCCGGAUGUCUCGCACUCGUACAACUUGACGCUGCUGUGGCUGGAUCCGCUGGGUCGACUGCAGGACUUCAAUGAGCUGCACGUGGAAGAGGCCCAAAUCGAUGUGAUCAAUCACUCGAAAACGCUGCUCAAGCGACCGCUAACACCGGGCAUCUGGACGGCCAAGUUAAUUGGACGCACUUCCAUCUAUGCACAGCUCAAGUUUCUGAUCGCUCCGCUGGCCUAUGAGAACGGGGCGCCACUGGAAACUGUGGCAGCGGCACGCGCCCAAAACGGUGGCCUGGGCCUCUCACUGCCCGAGGACUUUGAGCUGCCCGUGGAAUGGCAGCAGCAUCUGCACACGGAUAGCGAUGUCUUUGCUUUGCGUCAAGAGGCGUUGGCCAAUGCGGAUCUACUUGGCCAGGAGCUGCACAGUCGCAUCGAUGGGUUGGUUGGGAAAUUCUUUCAGCUGCGCGAAACGUGCAUUGUGAGUGGGAUUAAUGUGCUGCAGGAUCUGCCACUGUGUCGAGACACCGCCUGGAGCUCACUGGCCAUGGACCCCAAGAGCGAUAUGGAUGCGCUGCUCAAGCGCUAAGCGGACGCACAGAGGAGAGGAGCGAAGUGGAGGCCAAAGUCAUUAGGAGUAUAGCCAUUUGUAACCGCUACCAUUGAUCAAUUUUUGUUGUUAAUUAUGUUGUGUAAAUAGUUUGUGAAUGUCUUUCUCUCUAUUUCUGUGUGUGUUUGUGUUUUUUUAACCAUCUGUAUUUGAAUCGUAUAAAUUAAUACUUUUAUCUCUCAGA
Messenger RNA from Drosophila grimshawi, 3047 nucleotides. RefSeq names its product xylosyltransferase oxt (gene oxt). Gene Ontology annotation, cellular component: membrane. The record is from RefSeq and is a predicted model, not a curated record. Gene Ontology annotation, biological process: heparan sulfate proteoglycan biosynthetic process; chondroitin sulfate proteoglycan biosynthetic process. Bases 182 to 2842 code for a protein of 886 amino acids. Gene Ontology annotation, molecular function: protein xylosyltransferase activity. The transcript has 3 exons. NCBI's taxonomy places the organism in Eukaryota, Metazoa, Arthropoda, Insecta, Diptera, Drosophilidae.